Messenger RNA from Aegilops tauschii subsp. strangulata, 1727 nucleotides. RefSeq lists its product as uncharacterized. The record is from RefSeq and is a predicted model, not a curated record. Lineage: Eukaryota; Viridiplantae; Streptophyta; Magnoliopsida; Poales; Poaceae.
UACCGUCUCAACUCGCCACCCCGCGGUCUCCGCAACCCGACAGAGUUCAAACUCGUAUUACUACUAGUACUUCAACAACCAAACCCCUAAACCCUACCCCCCGGUCCCCAUUCCCACCCAACCAAAGCGCCCAGCUCCUCCGCUCUCCCUCCGAGCCGAUGGCGUCCCCGUCGUGGGUCAUCCUGAGCCGGAAGGCGACCGCGCCCGCCGCCGGCGACGACGGCCUCCCGCAGGCCGCCGCGCUCUCCCUCGCCCUCGCCGCGCCGCCGCGGGUCACCACCGUCAAGCUGCGCCCGGCCGCCUGCACCGUCGAGCCGGACCCCGCCUGCAGGCACAAGUCCCCCUGCGUCCUCGCCGCCGACCCCUCCGGCCUCCUCCUCCUCCUCACCCCGCCGCCCCUCUCCGAGCGGGACGACGGGGAGCUGCGCACCAGCCGUGACGCCAGAGGCGUCGAGCGCACCAUCCGCAUCGGCCGUGUCCCCAGGCCGCGCUACGUCGUCUGCGACCUCUCCUCCGCCACCGCCACCGCCUCGCCCGUCCCCGACCCCCACGAUCUCAUCUUCAACAACGACCUCGGCGUCAUCGCCGCGCCAGGGGGCGGCGGCCAAUUCAUGGUGGUCGAGUUCCAGACCAUCGUCGGCGGCCGCGAAGCCACCCUCCUCUGCUUCUCGUCCGAGAGCGGCAAGUGGGCCAGGAAGAAGGUCGCCAACCCCCUGCCGCGUUGGAUGUGGACCUUCUCCGACAUCGUCUCCCACGGCGGCAAGCUCUGGUGGGUGGAUUGCGUGGCGGGCCUUCUCGCGUGCGAUCCCUUCGCCGAUGAGCCGGCCAUGGAGUAUGUCCAGCUCCCGGCUGGGGACGUUCAGCACGGCCAUGGUUGCGGCUACUGCGCCGAGAGAGAGCUCGGCUCCCGCCGCGUCGUGCAGGUCAGCAACGGCGUCUUCCGGUGCGUCGAGAUGAGCUGUGCAAGCCACGGCGCUCCCAAGGUUUCCAUGCGCACGCUGGCUGACCCGAGCACCGCAGAAUGGACGUUUGAGUACGAGGCGAGCUUUUCUGAGAUCUGGGCCGGUGACUCGUACAAGGCGGCGGGGCUGCCGAAGAAGGCUCCCGUACUCGCUCUCGUCCACCCCAACAAUCCAGACGUGGUAUACUUCUUCCUGCAACAGCGCCUCUUCGGCGUCAACAUGCGCGCUAGGGAGGUCGUGGAGUGCGAGCCCUUGGACCCGGCCAAGUCGCAGAAGAAAGGCAGCUACUCUUCCGGGCUGCUACUCUUCCGGGCUCGUUUUCCCAUUUGAGCUUCCUCCCAUGUUCUCCGCAGGUUCAUCAGGGCUGAGUGCUGGAGAUGGCGUGACUGAAGCUUUGGUUGAAGGUUUAUCAGGGUUGAGUACUGGAGAUGCCGUGACUGAAGCAGCGUCAACCUCAACGGCUUCUGCUCCAUCCGGAUGCAACAUAGUUUAGCAGGGUGGGCAUUCCUCUUGCAUUGUAAGAAGCUCCGAGCCAAGUGAAGUUUGUUGCGUGUCAUGACUGGUUAUCAUGUAAUGGGCUCCGUUUGCCUGUGAACAACUCGAUAUGUUUUGCUACUUGUGUCCAUGGUAGUUUCCUUUUCGACCUGGACCAAUAUGUACUGAUACUAUGGCUCAUGGUACUGUAUGGCUCAUUUCACGAGCUGCCCUGACAAUGUGGAAGGAUCUAUAAGUUUGUUAUUGUUAUAUGCCUCUACUUACUUUUUU